Molecule: messenger RNA, 584 nt
Organism: Neogale vison (American mink)
Lineage: Eukaryota; Metazoa; Chordata; Mammalia; Carnivora; Mustelidae
Gene: PVALB
Product: parvalbumin
Exons: 4
Coding region: 62-394 (110 amino acids)
Cellular component (GO): nucleus; cytoplasm
Molecular function (GO): calcium ion binding
Source: RefSeq, a predicted model, not a curated record
UGAUGAGAAAAGCACUUUUUAAUCUUUUCGCACUUGCUCUGCGCGCUCAAACAGUUGCAGGAUGUCGAUGACAGACUUGCUCAGCGCUGAGGACAUCAAGAAGGCAGUGGGGGCCUUUACCGCUGUCGACUCCUUCGACCACAAAAAGUUCUUCCAAAUGGUCGGCCUGAAGAAGAAGAGCCCGGAUGAUGUAAAGAAGGUGUUCCACAUCCUGGAUAAAGACAAGAGCGGCUUCAUUGAGGAGGAUGAGCUGGGAUUCAUCCUGAAGGGCUUCUCCCCAGAUGCCAGAGACCUGUCUGCGAAAGAAACCAAGACACUGAUGGCCGCUGGAGACAAGGAUGGAGACGGCAAGAUUGGGGUGGAUGAAUUCUCCUCUCUGGUGGCCGAAAGCUAAGAGGCUGUGACUGCCCCUGGUCUUCCCCCCCUCUGCCCCAAACACCCAAUGUCAGCCCCUCUUGCUGCCCUCCUGCAUUUCUGUUCAGUGUGUUUAUGUUAUUUUUUACUCCUCCCAUCCCCUGUGGCCCUCAAAUGACAUCAUUCUUCUGAAAAAUGCUGGUGAAACAAUAAAGGCUGAACCAAUCGGA